AUGUCUCGCUUCCCGCCAACCCCACGUGAGCAACUAUCCGCACCCCAACAAGAAGCAUACGAUGAGCUCUCUUCAUCUUCAGAAAAGAUGUUCGGCAACAAAUUCUCCUUCAAAAACAAAGACGGCGGAAUGGUUGGCCCUUACCCAUUCUUGCUCGAAGCCCUAGGUCCUGGAGUCGACUUUCUCUCGCUCGUGCAAUCACUCGGCAAAUUACCAGGGCUGUCCGUCGAAGCACGCGAAACUACUAUAUUGGCGGUGGGAGCUCACUUCCAAGCUGGUUAUGAGAUGUAUGCGCACAGUGCCAUAGCUGGGCAGGCCACUAAACUCAGCCAGGAAGCUAUAAGCUCGAUUUGCAAAGGCGAGAAGCUGAAGGAUCUGGACGAGGACUGUGCGGCUGCUUACGAUGUGGCCAAGUAUCUCGCCAGCAAGCCGGGUGCUUUGCCUCAAGUACUGUGGGAGAGGUCGGUGAAGGCAUUGGGUAGAGAGGGUACGGUUGCAUUGGUGCAUUACGUGGGGCUGUAUGCGUACACAUGCAUCGUCUUGAACGCUAUGGAUGCGCCUGUACCAAAAGACGGGGAGUGA
This is a messenger RNA of Recurvomyces mirabilis, 582 nucleotides long. RefSeq lists its product as uncharacterized. NCBI's taxonomy places the organism in Eukaryota, Fungi, Ascomycota, Dothideomycetes, Mycosphaerellales, Teratosphaeriaceae. The record is from RefSeq and is a predicted model, not a curated record. The coding region runs from base 1 to 582 and encodes 193 amino acids. The transcript has a single exon.